AUGCCGGAACUCGCAUGCUGCCGAAAGCCGGGGGCCAAUUCGCCAAUGCCGUCGGGGCUUGGGCAGGUCAUCUCUGUCAUUCUACACAACGCAAGACGUGUGACGAUUUUCUUUCUUGACCUCGCUAUUCCCGUAGGACUGGCAACGACCCCAGUGGCAGGCAAAGUUCCAGUGGCAGGCAAAGUGGAUAAUGCAGAGAAGCGUGGACCACGAGUCGUCCUCAAUUAA
This is a messenger RNA of Penicillium subrubescens, 228 nucleotides long. RefSeq lists its product as uncharacterized. The transcript has a single exon. The coding region runs from base 1 to 228 and encodes 75 amino acids. The record is from RefSeq and is a predicted model, not a curated record. Lineage: Eukaryota; Fungi; Ascomycota; Eurotiomycetes; Eurotiales; Aspergillaceae.